Molecule: messenger RNA, 2783 nt
Organism: Vollenhovia emeryi
Lineage: Eukaryota; Metazoa; Arthropoda; Insecta; Hymenoptera; Formicidae
Product: DNA polymerase delta small subunit-like
Exons: 7
Coding region: 1071-2441 (456 amino acids)
Biological process (GO): DNA strand elongation involved in DNA replication; DNA replication
Cellular component (GO): delta DNA polymerase complex
Molecular function (GO): DNA binding
Source: RefSeq, a predicted model, not a curated record
AUCGCCCAUCCGUAAGAAGAAGAAGCAGAUCGACGCUCUAGUCUGCCCGAUUCUUUCGUUUCGUUUCUUUGGAGAAACGCGUGUAUCCAUAAGUAACAGGUGUGUAAGUAAAAUUAGGCUCGAACGAGCCUAAUUUCGUCGAUUCCGGCGGCCGCUGAACUACCGGACCGUCUACAUUGGAACACUGGUCCAACUGCGCUCUAAUUCGCCGAGAGUAACCGUCGGAGCUGAAGUAGAAGUAAGAAAUGAGAAUGAUUCGUUUCUUUACUCCUACUCUUACUUCUUACGCCAGGCUUACUUCAUUUAUCGUAGACGAUCCUUUAAUGAAGUUACUUUUUGCUAGUCCGCCGGCGAGAUAAAAACAUAAAAUUACUUUGGUUAAGAAAUUAUUCGACGUAAUUGGCAAAAAUGUUUCUUUAUUAAAAAGGCAACGUUACGACCGUAAAUUCCGGCCCUUCUCAAGUGUAGGGUGAUCGCAUAACGAUACUAAAUUCGAACAUUGUGCCGGCAAUAGAGAUCUGAUUGAUUCGGCCGAAGAAUUGGAUUUUCAGCUUCAUUUGUUAUAAAAUUACUUUGUUCUUUCACUUUUUGACACCCUUUAUUACAUAUUAUUAAUAUACUUCGUUCAGGAAGGUCCAGGUACCUUUUAGAUAUUUCACUCUUUUCUGUAACUUCAAUAGUUGUAAGGAUAUGAAAUUGCUAAUCUAUCUAGUUCAUGAUAGUCUAUCUUUAACUUCGUUGUGCGUCUAAUUGUAAGUAUUGAGGCAGGUUGUUGCAUUGUAAACAGUAUUCUUAGUACAUGUGCACGCACGUGCCAACUGUGUGCGAAAUUUUAUAGAUUUUUGUACGAAAAUAACGGUUGAAAAGCAACUGGACGUGACUGGAAGGUGAAAUUUAUGUUUUAGUAAUUACACACUUUGACAAUUUUAAUACCAGGCAAUAUAUUGUAAAUAUAUUGUAGUAUAUAUUAUAAGAUUUAUUAGAUAAUUAAAUAUUCUGUUCGCUGUGCGUAAAAUAUUUAAUAAGAGGCAUGUGAUUCUUUUGUUGUUUCCAGGAUAUAUUUGUUAACAAUGGGAGAUAUUAACGACGUUGCUGGAAACCUGCUCUCGACACCAGGAAACGAAGAGCCACCGGAACUGAAGAGACAGCAAGUACCAUACGAGGACUUGUCCAGCGAUUUCGAUGAUAAAUCGAUUGACUUUUCUAAGCAAUUUUGUAGCAUAUACGCAGCGAGACUGGCGGAGUUGAGGGAUACGUUGAUAUCGAGAGUUGCUGCAAAAUGGGGACAAGUUCAAGUAUUGAAGUUAGCGGAACUGGAAGAUUUCGAGGGGCAAGAAUGCGUGAUAAUUGGUACAAUCUAUAAACACCAGAAAUGGAAACCAUCUAUACUACACGAAUUAAGCGAGGAUCAUCAGCUUACGUUGUCCGAACCGAGGUCGGAUUACUGCUCAGAAAGUGAUCAGUUGUUCUUGGAAGACGAGAUGCUGCGCAUCAAAUUGGUAGUUGAGGAUGCGUCUUUAAAGAACUGUGUUACUGGUGUUGUGUGUGCCGCUUUAGGCUGCAAAGACAAGAAUGGCAGUUUUGAGAUCAAGAAAUUGUGUUUCCCUGGUUGCGUGCCUCGACAUUCAGCGCGGCCAAAGUCCGACGGGAAGGUGGUGUUCCUGUCUGGACUCGACUUGGCGAAUACCUCAAAUACCUUGGCGUUAAACCUUUUAACCGAAUGGAUAUGCGGGAUGGCGGGAGAUGUGACAACGCAGGAAGAAGCCACCAGCAUUGUUCGAGUUAUUAUUGCUGGUAACUCUGUUAAAACUGUUACUAAGACAAAUACUCAAAUCGGACACGCCGAAGGGAAGGCGCAGGACGCCGCAAUAACGAAGGAAGUCGCCGACGCAACGACACUCCUGGACGCAUUUCUCUCCGAAAUAGCAGAAUGUUGUUGCAUCACUUUAAUGCCGGGUGAACACGAUCCCACCAAUGCAAUGUUGCCCCAGAAACCGCUGCAUCCGUGCAUACUAUCGCUAACGUCUAGAUUUCAAAGUUUUAAGGGUGCGACUAAUCCGUGGGUCGGCAAAGUUUCCAAACGUAUAAUAAUGGGCAGCAGCGGACAGCCUAUUGAAGAUAUUAUAAAGGCAACCGGUGAGACGGACAUCUCACCUUUAGACUGGCUGGAGAGAACGCUGCUUUGGAAGCACAUGUGCCCGACUGCUCCAGAUACAUUACCGGUACACCCUUACGCUGUAAAAGAUCCCUUUGUCAUAAAGCACUGUCCGGAUAUAUAUUUUGUGGGUAACACGGAUGAAGCCGAUACGAAGAUAUGGGAAGGUGAAGAAAAUCAGGUGGUCAGGCUAAUUUGUAUUCCGAAGUUUUCCUCUGCGUAUACUGCAGUUUUGGUGGAUCUAGAAACCUUAGAUACCGAAUUUAUUUGUUUUGGAACUGGAUAAGGGACGACUGAACAACUUCGAUUUAUCUAGAAUUCUAGAUACAAUUAAAUAUAACUAGCGAAUCUAACAAUACGCGAUAUUCUUUGUUAGAUUGCACUGCUGCAGUUUCUCUACUUUUAUACUUUAAUAUUGUAUUACUUUUGAAAUAUAUGAAAAAUUUGUAAAAAUAAAAAUAAAAUGUAAUAUUUCGAUAAUAAGUAUACAUCAGUUACGUUAAAAUAUAUAUUAGCUAUAAUUUUUUAUCGGUUAUUACACAAAAAAAAUGUUCAUUACAUCAGAACUUGAAUAACCCCAGGACACUUGAACUAAAACCUGAAAAAAAGCAGAAUUAUCGUAGGAAAA